Serpula lacrymans var. lacrymans S7.9 is the source of this 991-nucleotide messenger RNA. RefSeq lists its product as uncharacterized. Lineage: Eukaryota; Fungi; Basidiomycota; Agaricomycetes; Boletales; Serpulaceae. Gene Ontology annotation, molecular function: catalytic activity. The record is from RefSeq and is a predicted model, not a curated record. The transcript has 2 exons. Bases 24 to 863 code for a protein of 279 amino acids.
CGUACCAUUUCCCAAACGACAUAAUGGCAGGCGAAUCUAUGUCCAGACGGCAAUUGGCACUAAAACACCUGAGGGAAUGCAUUAGCAAGGGCGAAGCCAUUGUAGGAGGUGGUGCUGGUGUGGGCCUAAGCGCCAAGAUCCAGGAGGCUGGUGGGGUAGACCUCAUCAUUCUGUACAACUCUGGCCGUUAUCGUAUGGCUGGAAGAGGUUCCUUGGCGGGUCUAAUGCCCUACGGCGACGCAAACGCUAUCAUGUUAGAGAUGGCCAGGGAAACUCUGACUGUCGUCAAAAAGACGCCUGUCCUGGCUGGUAUCUGUGGAACAGAUCCUUUCCGCGAUAUAACCCGACUACUGAAGGAAGUAAAAGACCUCGGGUUUACAGGAGUGCAGAAUUUCCCCACGGUUGGGCUUAUCGAUGGUGUAUUUCGGCAGAACCUGGAGGAAACGGGUAUGGAUUACGGAAAAGAGGUCGAGAUGAUACGGAUAGCACACGAGCUGGAUCUUCUGACGACACCUUACGCGUUCAAUGUUGACGAGGCAGAGCGCAUGACUCGUGCGGGGGCUGAUAUCAUCGUUGCCCACAUGGGCCUCACCACGAGCGGGACGAUCGGUGCGCAGACGGCGGUCACUUUGGAUGAUUGCGUGAAGCGCGUACAAGACAUUCGGGAUGCGGCUGCGAGAAUCAACCCGGAUGUUAUCGUGCUUUGCCAUGGAGGUCCUAUUGCGACACCUGAAGAUGCACGAUAUGUUAUUGGGAGGGUGAAGGGGAUACAUGGGUUCUAUGGAGCGAGUUCGUUGGAGAGGUUACCGGUUGAGCAGGCGAUGAAGGAAGUUGCCCAGGAGUUCAAGGCCAUUCGUCUAUAACUGUAAGAGAAACUGCCAUCAAUGCAUGAACUAUGCGACGAAUAGGCAGUGUAAUCAUACCCUUUUCAAGUGCUGUAGUUGAAUAACAUGAGGAAGACCCAGAAAUAAUAAAUUACUGUAGAUGCCCU